AUGUUUGACACUUCUGACUAUCCUCCAGACAACGUGUACGGUAUUCCGCUGAAAAACGAGAAGUGUCUGGGUCUGAUAAAGGAUGAGAACAACGGAAGAAUUAUGACCGAGUUCAUUAGGUUACGAGCGAAACUGUACACCUUUACCACCGUGGGUGAGGAUGAAACGAAACACAAUCACUACAUCCAAUUUGAAAUGCAUUCUGGUCGUACUCUUGCAAACCAAGGAUCAAAAAAAAUUGAAUGCGUUGUUCAAUCGAUAUCUUCAACAACUCAUUCUUAUACGAUUCAACCAACGAUAUCCGCCGAUGGAAAAUUACUUUCAUUGUUAUAUCUUGUAUUAAAAAAAAUCGGUCGUGACUUUGGCCCACGCGUAGAAAAAACGUUGUUCAAACCCACAAACGUUUUUGUUUCGGCAUCGAAAUCUGGAAAGUUAACAUCAGAUCAUUUCAAACAGUGGCUAACCGAAAUCUAUUUUCCGAAUGUUGGCGUCAACAGUGCGCUUUUAAUCGACUCCUGGAGUGGACACUGUUCAGAAGUAGUUGAUGCAGUAACUCCUCCUAACAAAAAAAUUGUAUCAAAAAUUAUUCCAAAAGGGACAACAGGACAAAUACAACCAUUAGAUGUGUUUGGUUUUCGAAUAUGGAAAAAUUUUGUUCGGCAUUUUUCAGAUAUAGUAAUUCUUUCCGGUAGCGAUAUAAAUCUGCAUUUAAGGAAUAACAUCAUCAAACUGCAGUCACUUGUUCACAAUCAACUGUCUUCCCCACGUUAUAUUAAUAUGCUUAAAUAUGCAUGGUACAAAAGUGGGUACAUAGAAAAAACACCCCCUGAGUUCAUCAAUCCGGUGACGUUUGGUUUGGGAGAUAAUUCGGAACCACGAUGUUACAUUUGUGGUGAUUUAGCUGUUAUAACAUGUUCGUGGUGCAAAAAACCUUUGUGUCUCAAACACUUCUUUGAGAAGUAUCAUUAUUGCAAUGAAUACAUUCCAUAAUACGAAAUGAAGAAACUGAUACGUGCAUUGUCUGCUUUUUUUCCUGUCAUGAGUACUAGACAUUUUA
Molecule: messenger RNA, 1057 nt
Organism: Neodiprion fabricii
Lineage: Eukaryota; Metazoa; Arthropoda; Insecta; Hymenoptera; Diprionidae
Exons: 3
Coding region: 1-990 (329 amino acids)
Molecular function (GO): nucleic acid binding
Source: RefSeq, a predicted model, not a curated record